AAGACCUCAGCAGUGAAUUGCAAUGCUUAUUAGAAUUUUACAGCACUAGUCCAUGUAUGAGAAAUAGUACAUCCGUUAAUGUUGUGGAUGUAAACCACUUUUGUAUGGUUGUUUGUGUGAAUAGAAAAGUUUUCUAGAGGCUGUAAUAAAAAAUGGGUAAACAUGAAGUUGGAACGCCUAAAUAUAUUGCCAACAAAAUUAAAGCCAAAGGCUUGCAGAAACUUAGAUGGUACUGCCAGAUGUGCGAAAAGCAGUGUCGAGAUGAAAACGGUUUCAAGUGUCACAUGACUUCAGAGUCGCACCAAAGGCAGCUUCUCCUUUUUGCAGAUAAUGCAUCAAAAUACCUCAACACGUUUUCAAAGGAAUUUUGUGAUGGUUACCUGGAACUUUUAAGUCGCCAAUUUGGUACAAAGCGCGUUCCUGCUAACCGUGUAUACCAGGACUACAUAGCUCACCGGGAGCAUGUGCACAUGAAUGCUACAGAAUGGGAAACACUAACAGACUUUGUGAAGUAUCUUGGUAGAGAAGGAAAAUGUGUUGUAGACGAAACAGAGAAAGGGUGGUUUGUGACUUACAUUGACAGAGAUCCUGCAACAAUUGCAUUCCAAGAAGCCAUGGCUAAGAAAGAGAAAAUGGAUCGUGAUGACCAAGACAGAAUGAUGCAAUUUCUUGAAAAACAAAUUGAGAGAGGUAAAGGAGCUGGUCCCUCUCACGAACAUGUUGCAACAGAAUUGGUAAGGGCAAAUGAAUCUGAACAAAUUAAACUGAAUAUUGCUCUAAAGAAAAAAGAAGAAGAUGAGAAGCGCAAGCCCAUUACCCCAGGGGAAUUUAGAGUACCAACCAAGAAAGCACCAUCAAGUAGUGGAAGCACUUAUGGUGGUGAGAAGAAAGGAGAGAAAAGGAAGGCAUCUGCUCUUGAUGAACUCAUCAAAGAAGAAGAAAACAGGAAAGAAACUGCCCGACGAAAACCUAACUGGCUAACAGAGAACAUAGUUGUGAAAGUAGUUACAAAAUCCCUUGGAGAGAAGUAUUACAAACAAAAAGGUGUCAUUGUUGCUGUUCAAGAUAAAUUUUCUGCCAUUGUACGUCUUUUCGAUUCAAAUACUAAAUUGAAGCUCGACCAAACACAUUUAGAAACUGUAGUUCCUGCUAAAGGUCGGCAAGUAUUAAUUGUUAAUGGUGCAUAUAGAGGGAAUAUUGCCACACUAGAGACUAUUGAUACAGAUAACUUCUGUGCUUCAGUUAAAAUAAGUUCAGGUCCUCUGAGUGGAAGAGUCAUCUCAAAUGUGGAGUAUGAAGACUUCAGUAAAUUGCACACAGAAUAAAAUGUGCUCUUUUCUUCAUUUUAAGUGAAUGCAUUGUAACAUAAACUUAUAAAUAACAACAUUUCAAAUUUGUCAAAGAAGAUCAUUUCUCUGCAUUUUAUUUUAAUUACAAAUAAAUUACAAAAAUAUGUAUUUACAGAGAUA
This is a messenger RNA of Thrips palmi, 1469 nucleotides long. It is a transcript of the gene kin17, whose product is annotated as DNA/RNA-binding protein KIN17. Lineage: Eukaryota; Metazoa; Arthropoda; Insecta; Thysanoptera; Thripidae. Bases 153 to 1325 code for a protein of 390 amino acids. Gene Ontology annotation, molecular function: double-stranded DNA binding. Gene Ontology annotation, biological process: DNA replication; DNA damage response. The record is from RefSeq and is a predicted model, not a curated record. The transcript is spliced from 7 exons. Gene Ontology annotation, cellular component: nucleus.